Molecule: messenger RNA, 2496 nt
Organism: Lactuca sativa (garden lettuce)
Lineage: Eukaryota; Viridiplantae; Streptophyta; Magnoliopsida; Asterales; Asteraceae
Product: subtilisin-like protease SBT1.7
Biological process (GO): proteolysis
Molecular function (GO): serine-type endopeptidase activity
Source: RefSeq, a predicted model, not a curated record
ACCCCUUAUAUAUAUAAUAGCAGCCAACAGGCCCAACACCACUUAAAUUCCAUAAUUCGCCACUUACCCUCAUACCAAAUGAACCCCAGGAUCAUCCUCCUGAUGGCGGUAAUGGUGGUGGUUUGCCACCCCUACACGGCAACAAACACCAACCAGGAACAGAAAACAUACAUCGUUCACAUGGACAAAGCUGUGAUGCCGCCAGAAUAUUCCGACCACCAGAACUGGUAUGCAACAUCUAUGGAAUCGGUUUCCGAGUCUCCAGAAAUGUUGUAUACGUAUGAAAAUGUCAUCCACGGCUUUUCAACCCGGCUCACGGUUGAACAAGCGAAAUUACUCGAGAAAAAACACGGUGUUUUAUCGGUUAAAGAAGAGGUUAUAUACAAGCUUCACACCACCCGCUCGCCAGAGUUUCUUGGACUUGCAGGGAAAGAAAUGAUAUUCUCCGGGCUGAACUCAAGCAGUGAUGUGGUGAUUGGGGUGGUGGACACCGGUGUCUGGCCCGGAAGUAAGAGUCUUGAUGACACCGGAUUUGGCCCAGUUCCGGGGUGGUGGAAAGGCGAGUGUAAGAAAGGUACGAGCUUUGGGGUAUCAAACUGUAAUAAGAAACUGAUUGGGGCAACGUUCUUUUCGAGAGCAUAUGAAGCCACAUACGGGCCGAUUGACGAAACAAUAGAAUCGCGAUCAGCCAUAGAUGAUGAUGGACACGGGACCCACACUGCGACUACAGCCGCCGGUUCCAUUGUGACCGGAGCUAGUCUUUUUGGGUUCGCGAAAGGCAAGGCUCGUGGGAUGGCUCCGAAUGCCAGACUGGCGGUUUAUAAAGCGUGUUGGCUCGGUGGUUGUUUGGGGAGCGAUAUAUUGGCGGCAAUAGAAAAGGCGAUCGCGGAUCGUGUCCAUGUUCUAUCACUUUCGAUUGGCGGCACGCUUGCUAAUUACACGACUGACAUGGUGGCUUAUGGCACGUUCAAGGCAGUUUCCCGCGGGAUAUUUGUAGCAUGUUCCGCAGGAAACAGCGGGCCUGACCCGUUUAGUUUAUCGAAUGUUGCGCCAUGGAUAGCUACGGUUGGUGCCGGAACAAUCGACCGUGAUUUUCCGGCGUCUGUUGUUCUCGGAAACGGGAAGAUGUUCCGGGGAGUGUCACUUUAUAGUGGAAAACCGUUAUCAAAAUUCAUGGUUCCGAUUGUUUACGCCGGAAAUAUCAGCAAAACCACCGGGAACUUCUGUCUCCCAGGUACAUUGCCACGGAGAAGAGUUGCCGGAAAAAUUGUGAUGUGUGAACGUGGCGGGAACUCGCGUGUGCAGAAGGGGAUGGUGGUGAAGGAAGCCGGUGGUGUUGGAAUGAUUGUGGUGAACUCCGAAAAGUUUGGGGAGGAGCUAGUGGCUGACGCCCAGCUGAUCCCCACCGCCACCAUUGGUUACCGAGGUGGUGAAGCGAUAAAAAGAUAUAUACUCUCGAAUGAUAAUCCAACGGCUACAAUUGCAUCCGGAGUAACCGAAUUACACAUCCAACCGUCACCAGUAGUCGCAGCUUUUAGUUCCCGGGGUCCGAACCCACUCACCCCUGAAAUCCUUAAACCUGAUUUCAUCGCACCAGGGGUGAAUAUUCUAGCCGGUUGGACUGGUAAAACCGGUCCAUCCGGCUUAACAGAAGACACACGACGUGUCAAAUUCAAUAUCGUGUCUGGGACAUCCAUGUCGUGUCCGCACGUAAGUGGGUUAGCCGCCUUACUAAAAGCAACUCACCCUACCUGGACCCCAGCGGCAAUAAGAUCAGCACUUAUGACCACAGCUUACAACGUAUACAAAAACGGUGAAGGGUUAAAAGAUAUUGCCACCGAAAACCCAUCGACCCCAUUUGACCAUGGUUCGGGCCAUGUGGACCCGGUUCGAGCGAUGGACCCUGGUCUCGUCUACGAUGCCUCAGCUAAUGACUACUUGGGAUUCCUUUGUGCUUUAAAUUAUAGUUCAAAUGCCAUUAAAAUGUUUGGAGGUGGAAGUUUCAAAUGUAGAAAGAAAUACAGGGUGGAAGAUCUUAAUUACCCAUCUUUCGCGGUUCAUUUGCGAACGGGUUCCGACCAAGGUGGUCCUACCACCGUCAAGUACACUAGGACUCUGAAAAACGUGGGAUCUCCGGCGACUUAUAAGGUUUCGGUAUGGUCGAAAAUAGCUUCCGUCAAGAUCAAAGUUGACCCAGAAGAGCUAAUUUUCACGAAGCAAGGAGAGAAAAGGGUGUAUACUGUCACAUUUACAGCUAGUCCCAUGCAAUCAGGGACUACUGGAUUUGGUCAGCUAAAGUGGUAUGGAGGAAAAUAUGUUGUAAGUAGUCCUAUAGCUUUCAGUUGGGUAUGAUAAUCGUAAGGAAAUAUAAGAAUGUUGUUAUUAUGGAUAAGAAAAUAAAGGCAUGCACAUUGCUAUUAUGUUUAAAUAAAUGUAAUCAUGGCUAAGAAAACAAAUUACAUUUUACAACAUUAUAAUAUUGCUACAUAUAAGGAA